Molecule: messenger RNA, 1139 nt
Organism: Manduca sexta (tobacco hornworm)
Lineage: Eukaryota; Metazoa; Arthropoda; Insecta; Lepidoptera; Sphingidae
Product: 40S ribosomal protein SA-like
Exons: 7
Coding region: 185-1102 (305 amino acids)
Biological process (GO): cytoplasmic translation; ribosomal small subunit assembly
Cellular component (GO): ribosome; 90S preribosome; cytosolic small ribosomal subunit
Molecular function (GO): structural constituent of ribosome
Source: RefSeq, a predicted model, not a curated record
UUUUCACAUCCUUCUGCAGGACAGCAGGAUUUUAAUGUUGCCAUCUAAAUAGAAAUUGGCAACAAAGAAUAUGUCAAAAUGAGAGUUCAGCUUGACAGUGACGUAAAAUAGACAGUUCUUUCAUGUCCAUUUCGCCUCCCAGUGGCAUUAUACGCGUUUAGUCGUAACUCAUACAAACGCAACGAUGUCGGGAGGAUUAGACGUGCUCGCUCUAAGCGAAGAGGAUGUCACCAAGAUGCUUGCAGCCACCACCCACCUCGGGUCGGAGAACGUUCACUUCCAGAUGGAGACGUACGUGUACAAACGCCGAGCGGACGGCACACACGUGAUUAACCUUCGUCGUACCUGGGAGAAGCUGGUGUUGGCCGCCCGCGCCGUCGUGGCCAUCGAGAACCCCGCGGACGUGUUCGUGAUCUCGUCGCGUCCGUUCGGCCAGCGCGCGGUGCUCAAGUUCGCAGCGCACACCGGCGCCACACCUAUUGCCGGACGUUUCACUCCUGGUGCAUUCACUAACCAGAUUCAGGCAGCGUUCCGUGAGCCUAGCGUCUCCCUGAUUGUGUUGGACCCUGCCCAAGACCACCAGCCCAUUACUGAGGCUUCCUACGUCAACAUUCCAGUCAUUGCCUUCUGCAACACUGACUCCCCUCUCAGAUUUGUUGAUAUCGCCAUCCCUUGCAACACUAAGUCAUCCCACUCCAUUGGUCUUAUGUGGUGGUUGCUCGCCCGUGAGGUGCUGAGACUACGUGGCGUGCUCGCUCGCGACCAGCGCUGGGACGUAGUGGUUGAUCUGUUCUUCUACCGUGACCCUGAAGAAAGCGAGAAGGAGGAACAACAGGCUAAGGAACAGGCUGUGGUGGCGACCAAGGCCGAGGUGCCUCCGCCGGUGCACGAGGACUGGAACGAGACUGUGGAGCCUGUGACGUCGUGGGUGGAGGACGCGCCCGCCGCCCCCGCCGCCGCGCCCGCUCCCGCCUUCGGAGCGCCCGCCGCGCAGGAAGACUGGGCCGCUCAGGUUCCGGACGAAUGGAGCACGACUGCCGCGCCCGCCGCCGCCGGCACUCCCUCGUGGGGUGGAAACAACCAGGACUGGAGCGCAUCGUAAACUGCGUCGCAUUGGUUAAUAUAAUAUGACAAAAUUA